Messenger RNA from Manis pentadactyla (Chinese pangolin), 1868 nucleotides. It is a transcript of the gene TCEANC2, whose product is annotated as transcription elongation factor A N-terminal and central domain containing 2. Lineage: Eukaryota; Metazoa; Chordata; Mammalia; Pholidota; Manidae. The transcript has 5 exons. Gene Ontology annotation, cellular component: nucleus. Bases 414 to 1040 code for a protein of 208 amino acids. Gene Ontology annotation, biological process: DNA-templated transcription. The record is from RefSeq and is a predicted model, not a curated record.
UGCGCAGUGCAUUGUGGGCCAAAUGGUUUGCUGCGGCCCCGGGGCUCUUUGAGGGCUGGCAGAGAGUGUUCCGAGGAGCUGCGGCUUUGGAAGGAAGCGACAGUUUAAUCCAGGCUUGGGUGGUCAGUGGGUGCGCUGUGAAGGGGCCCAGCUACUGGCAGGGCUGCUUUUCCUGGUGGGUCUCAUGUCACACCGUUGUUAGGUUCCACUUUCUGGGAUUCUGAGUCCUGAGGAGAGAGGGAAGAUGGUGUUUCCCUUUGCUCGAGAAUCCAGAGCUCGACCGUCUCGGUUGGGACCCUCUCGCCACCCAGCAGUUCCUGAAGGUGGCUGUUUGUUGAGCACCCUGCUGAGACCUGAAGAACACGCUGCAAACAAGUGAAGGUAGUUGGAGUCGUAGUUGAAGUCCCCUAGCAAUGGAUAAAUUCGUCAUCCGAACGCCUAGAAUCCAGAAUAGUCCUCAGAAGAAAGAUCCUGGAGAAAAGAUUUACAAGCAGGCCACGAUUGAAUCUUUGAAGAGAGUUGUGGUUAUAGAAGACAUAAAAAGAUGGAAAACUAUGUUGGAGCUUCCUGAUCAAACAAAGGAAAAUCUAGUUGAAGCCUUACAAGAAUUAAAGAAGAAAAUACCCUCCAGAGAAGUGUUAAAGUCAACAAGGAUAGGUCGCACUGUGAACAAGAUGCGUCAACACUCAGAUUCAGAAGUGGCUAGUCUUGCCAGAGAAGUUUACACUGGGUGGAGAACUUUCAUUGAAAAACAUUUGGAUAGACCUUCUAUUGAAGUCCGAAGUGAUCCCAAAACCGAGACAUUCAGGAAGAAUGCCCAAAAAUUACUCUCAGAGGCUUUGGAAUUAGAGAUGGAUCACCUACUGGUUGAAAAUAUUGAGCGGGAAACGUUUCAUCUCUGCUCCCGCCUCAUUAAUGGGCCAUACCGGCGGACGGUGAGAGCCCUGGUCUUCACAUUAAAGCACCGAGCUGAAAUCCGGGCUCAGGUGAAGAACGGCUCACUGCCAGUCGGCACGUUUGUACAGACCCAUAAAAAGUGACCUGAGGAUGCAUGGGCUGGGCAGAAAGGAAAAUGGGCCUCUCUGUGCCAUUCAAAGACUCUUUUGAGUUUGGGUGAUGGCUGAUGCUUGCUGUGCUAAAUUUUCCCAUGGUGCCAUUCCUCCAGACGGGAGAUGCAGAGAGCCCUGCGAGACAGGCCUGCAGGAGAUGCUUCAUUAGCUGGAGUGCACCAGUGCUGCCUAACAGAAUGGACACUGGCUGUUACUGGGAAGCACCGUACAGUUGCCAUCACCCAGCACAGUGACAGGGUGACAGAUUUCACUGUCAAUAUGCCAAGGACACCUCUAAACUUCCCCCAUGUCAGGCAGAUGAAGUUACUGCUUUAUUUCGCCACCUGCAGGUAACUGAAACUCAAUUACCGCUGCUGUUCACGCGGUUCCAUCCCCCUGAGUUUAGAUAGCUCCGGUGCCUCUCAGAACUCCCCUGCUGGAGCCAGCCAGCUACCCCUUCUUUCCAGAACUCACUUAUCUAAAUGUUUCAGCUCUCUCUGGAAGACCUUCUGCAUUGGUCUUCGGAGCCCCCAUGCUGAGGCUUCUGAUGAGCCGCUGGCUUGACGAGGGCCCAUACCUUGGGCUUAUUUGAAUACUGCUCCUCCAUUUAGGGCUCUGUAGAAGAUAGAUAAUAAGAUUUCUCUUGAAAUGAAUUACUGUAGUAGAAAAAAUACAUAUAUAUAUUUAAAAUGAAAUACCUCUAUACGGGCCUCCUUGAACCAUUGUGUAAAUGAUAUUUGCUUUUAAAAAAUAAUAAUAAACUGGGACUUUUUUCCCCUAAACAAAACAUAUGGCUUGUUCAUUGAAAAGCGGGGUUGA